This is a messenger RNA of Pungitius pungitius (ninespine stickleback), 3920 nucleotides long. RefSeq lists its product as uncharacterized. Gene Ontology annotation, biological process: cellular response to lipopolysaccharide; regulation of transcription by RNA polymerase II. The record is from RefSeq and is a predicted model, not a curated record. Bases 2393 to 3553 code for a protein of 386 amino acids. The transcript has 7 exons. Lineage: Eukaryota; Metazoa; Chordata; Actinopteri; Perciformes; Gasterosteidae.
CACACAGCGAUGAACUCAGUCACUGAACCCGUCAUUGGCCCUUGUCGAGUUGAUCAAGCUUUUGCAUCUUGAGUCUUAACAGGUGAAGCAAAUGUUUGGGUUAAAGUGGCCAUGCAAAGAAUCCGAGUUCUUAAAGCAAUCCAUUUGGUCCAAUCCAGUUGAAAAAUAACCAUCCACCUCUCGGUCGUCCUCCCUGCACGGGACCCUCUCUAUUCCUCCCCGAAAUCUUCUGUUUGACUAAAAAUCCAUCCCCCAAUGGAGCGGCAGCCCAUUUGUCGUUGACGUGACAGAAGCUUGGGUCAAUAGAGGCACCGCAUCGCUACUCCCUCAUCGAGCCUCCCAGCAAGGCCUCUGCUUGGCACAGCAAUACUGACUGCCAUCCAUGAUGGAUGGCCCAGGCAUGUGAUCGGGACCAGCGGAGCCAGUCGGAGCGACUGACACACGGUGUUACUUCUCUCUCUCUCUCCCUCUCAUCUCAUGGUGGUGCAGCAGAUGGUAAAAUGACAGAAACGUCGAUACCACAGUAGAUAACAAGACUCUAAAUCCGUUGAUUAUUUCCUCCAUUGUUCCUUGGCCAGAAAUAGGUUAGAAUAGUUGUUGUUUAACUUGUUUAACACUGCAUAUCAAAGUACCAGUUGGUAAGACAUAUUAAAGGAAUGUUAGGUAAUGGUGUCCAUCGGUCCACCCCUUUGGGCACCAAGCCUCGGGGGGGCUUUCUGCCAGACGGGUUUCAACUCACCCCAAACCACAACCACAAACUUGUGAGCUGAGGAGUGUUCUGUCAGACAGCCCUGAAGGUAAACUUCUCCCGUGUGUCUAAUUUGGUCCAAAUUGAUACGAUUGGAUGGUUUGCUAUGACAUUUGUUAAAUGCUAUAAAGGCUGCCCCCCCCCCUCGAGAUGAAUCACUUUGAGGAUCCCCAUCUAUUUACUAUCGUUAAAUCCAAUGAGCUGUACUUUGUUGAAUGCCAACUGGCAAAUAGUAGCCUGCUAAAGUGCUGAGAUGGUGAACUUGUAAUUAAACAUCAGGAGUUAGCUCUGUCAUUCAGACGUUCAAUCUGGCAUGCUGACAUACUUUAUAUGACAUACACAAUCCGUGCGAGCUGCAAACUGCCUAACGAUCUAACAAUUAAGUUUGCCAUUACCAGGCGGUUCGCACUGAAGUGAACUCAAUCAAACAUUCACUCUGCAUCACAUGACGAGACAAGUCCAAGCCACCAUUAAAUUAAAUUAAAUUCAUUCACCAAUUAUAUUUCCAAUUUCAACUCUUCGUAGUAACAUUUUCCAGUUAUUUUAAGACAAAUGACUAUGAUUGUGUAUGUUUGUGUGAAAUUCUACAGCACAUAUGUAAACCUAAUCAUACCCUGACGUCACUAAGUAUCUAUACAGCCUUUUCAACUUAAGUCAACAUUUUCCCAACCCACAUUAAAUGAUCCAUUCAAUGAUUUCUCCAUUCAUUACAUGUUUUGAAGUAUGUAUAUAUCUGAGCUCUUUCUGUUAUCCGAUUCCAGAAAAAUUGGUGACAAGUUUCAAUGAUAAAGAGAGUUUCUUAUAACCUUUGAACGUGCAACAUACUGUAAACUAUAUCAGCUGUAGAGCAGGAUAUUUACAUCUGGGCCACUUUAAUGCAUCUCCUCCUAUAUCUUAUUUCUCAAAUGGACCCGAAUCUCUUGGACUUAAAUGUUGGAGAAUGUGCAGCAGACAAUGAAUGUGUGGCAAAUCAAUUUCCUUAGCAUUAACAAAAGACAGCUUACCCUCCGUAAUUUGAAUAUAAUUACAAAAUGCUUUUAAUAUACUUGAUUACCCCUUGGAUGAACAUGGGAUUUCCUAAUUAACCUGAUGCAGCCCACUUUCCUUAAUACCAAUAAUGAGCAGACUAGUGAAUGCUGACCCCAUUAUUAUUUGUCAUGAAUAAAUGUAUGUGACACUAUUAUUAUCAAUUACAUGUUCUGCAAUUAUGCAUAUCUAUGCAGCUGCCCUGCUAUUAGCUCUUUCUUCGAUUGCUCAUUUAAAGACACAAGACAACAGCUUGGCUAACGGGCCACAGUCUCCUUACUAACACUCGACACAUCAACUGUCCAAACCUCACAAAUAGCGAACAAUCAGAGCACGAUACGUACAUUUAUUCACUGUGCUGUGUGUGCAGUCUUUGCAUUUGAGCACAGCGGGACAAGCUUUCCUUCAGACCAGCUGAAACAGUUGUGGCAGUCACUUCCUGUUCUAACUCAUUUUGCAUCAUGGGGCUAAAGGUCUCAGCCACUUCCCCUUUUUGCUACGUAUAAAUCCAAAGCAACACUGUUUACUUCCCACUUCAUCCUCGGCAGACAAACUUUAGCCCGUGUCUAGAGCAGCGUUGUCAUUUCCUACUUUCCAAUUGUUAGCAUUUUAACGAUCAUGGAUGGACAUGUGUCGUCUUUGUUGUCUUUUUCAUCGUUAUCGGGAGCAACGGGAACACAGGGGGGUAACCCACCCAAGAAGGACAGCAGGCUCCCUCAGAGUCAUCGGGAUCACACACCAACUGAAGAAUUAUGGGCAGGAGACGCGAGUCCCGCGGCCGGCGGCAGGCUGCUGUCCGCUGAGGAGCCGGUCACUCUGAUCACUGAGAGCAUGACAGUUACCUCCACUGACCAGGAGAAGCUGCUGCUGCUCAACAAGAACACCGAGCUCCGCCGAGUCAACAAAGAGCUGAUGAAGCUGAAUGCGGACUGGGACCACGUGUACCGGAACGCCACGCUGGGUCUCCAGCACAGGUUGGAGGAGCUGGAGCUGGAGAACGCCGCCGUCAAGCAGCUCAACAGCAGACUGCUGCUCCGGGUCGAGCACCAGCAGAGUGCAAAGGAGUACUACGAGCAGGAGUUGAUGCAGGAGCUGAAGAAGAACCAGGAGCUGUGUCAAUACAUCAGAUUGAUGGAAAGCAGGCGGCACCACCCAGACAGAGACCGCAUACUUGACAAACAGGGCAGUUUUGGUUCAGUGACUGAAGUAACUGAGCCCUCCACUAAUCCUCCGGUAGGUCCUGACCUGCCUCCCGCCCACGGCUCCGGAUACAACCCCUCCCCUUCCCUUUUCCCAGCUUCUUCCAGCCUAGAGACAGGGCCGCAGACACAAAGCCAAAGUAGAAGUAUCCCACUGGGGACACUGGGAGACUCACGGCAAGAAGUGCGGGAUCUCAAACAGCAGCUUGAGGCACUGCAAUGUCAGAUCCAGAUGUAUGAAGCAGAAUAUCAGACAGAGCACAGCGACCACAAAAACACGCUUCAGGAGAACCGGAGGCUGAGGAAGAAGAGGGAGGAGAAGCGCCAACAGGUGGCACUACUGCAAGAGCAGCUCAAGGUCUACGAGGACGACUUCCGCCGGGAGCGGUCGGACAAACAGGUGUUGCAGCGGCUGUUGAUGAAGAAAACGCCUCCACACAAGGACCCUGAACUCAUCCAUCGCUGCAAUAAUGAGCAGCAGCCACCAGGGGGAGACAAGAGGACACAAAGUGGAGAGAAAAGGAAACAGCACCAUCCACUCUGCCCAAAGCACCCAAACAGGGACAAAGACUCCGACUGAGGGACGCACAUGAACUCAACGAUGUCGAAACUUUGCCCUCGUUUUUGUUUAUGGAAAUAGCAGGAAUAACAAGAGAAAAUCUAAGGUCAAAUGAAUUUUUUGUCCUUUUAGGGGUUCUGCAUUCUAUUCUUCAUAAGAAAAACUUGGUUCACUUUGUUCCCACUGUAAUACAAAACAUCUGUCAAUUUUACUACCUGUAGAUCAAAAAUAUAUUUAACAUAAAUAUUUUAAUAUAACAAUUUCUAAUACUUUCUCAUGUGUUUUUUUUCUCUGACUUUGAUGACUAUCAAACACGGACAAAACUUAAAAAUAAUAGUGGUUUGUUACUGCUCUAACCUCUGUGUGAAUGGAGGAUUUACGGAUUAUU